UUGUCUCAUCAAAGAUGUUCAGAUGAAACACAAAGAAAACCUCCGGGUACUAAGUGAGAUGCUUGAAUUGAAAACAAUCCUGACGUCGGAGAAGAUUGAGAUUUCGCAGCUGGGUGACCGAUAUACUGAACUGACAAUUAUUUCUCCAUUACGUCAGUGGAAGCUCGUGGAACACGAACUCUUGUCACGCGGGAAAGAACACGAAGAAUGUCGAGAACAGCAUCUCCAGAGAGAAUUGGAAAAGAUACGAAUUGAUCAGUUAUUUCGGAGCAGUUUUACUGGGGAAAUGCGUUUGAUGGAGAGGUCAACUAGCGAUGCUGUGGUACUUAAUACGGGGUGUUCAGCGGUUGCCUGUGGAGUCCCAGGCAUUGGUAAAACAACAUUAGUGCAGAAGAUAAUUCAUGAUUGGGCGACAGGAACCAUCUACCCAUACUUCCAAUUUGUUUUUAGUUUUAAAUUCCGCGACCUGAAUAGCAUAAGGAGCAAAGUGACGUUGAAAGAUUUGAUAUUAAAUUCCUAUCCUUACCUGGCGACACUUCUGGAAGAGCUUUGGAAGAAUCCAACUGUUUUGUUGUUUAUCUUUGAUGGUUUUGAUGAAUUCAAUGGUUUUAUUGAUUUCGCUGACAGAGGGGCAGUGACAGAGCCCAAACACAUGUGCCUCGAUCCCGAGUGGCCGUGUGAAGUCUCUGAUAUAGUGUAUAGCUUAAUCCAGCGCAAGUUGCUCCCAGGAUGUUCAGUGCUGUUGACCACACGCCCGGCCUCACUAAAUUUACUAGAACAAGCGGACAUUAAUGUUUGGGUUGAAAUCCUGGGAUUUGUAGGUGAGCAAAGGAAGGAAUAUUUCAACCGUUUUUUUGGAGAUCGGGCGGUGGCAGAAGCUGUUUUCAAACACGUGAAGGAGAACGAGAUCCUAUACACCAUGAGCUACAACCCCUCAUACUGCUGCAUCUUGGGACUUACACUGGGCCCUUUCUUCAUGCAUAAAGGCAGAGACCUGAAGCUAAUACCCAAGACAAUUACCCAACUGUAUUCCUACUAUGUUUACAACAUCUUGAAAAAACACAGCUCAGAGACUAAGAAUGUUUGUGACGUGUUAUUGAGAGUUGGUCAGAUGGCCUUCAUCGGAGUGUCUGAGAAGAAAAUUGUGUUUCAAAAUGAAGAUUUGAUGAAGCACAAUCUACAGCCUUCCCAGGUUUUGUCCGGGUUCUUGGUGGAACUUCGGGAGACAGUUACCACUGGCUCUCGGGUGGUGUACACCUUCCCGCACCUCACGAUCCAGGAGUUUGUAGCCGCACUCGCACUAUUCCUAUGUCCAUAUCCAGGGGAUAUCAAGAAACUCCUCACUGAAGCCCACAGCGCGAAAGAUGGGCGGUUUGAGGUAUCUUUCCGUUUCGUUGCUGGCCUCUCCUCCCCAGGAUCAUCUAAACCGCUGAUGGAGUUUGUGGAUCAAUUUCCUGAGGAAAGCAUCCACCAAGUGAUUGAUUGGGUGAAACAGAACGUGGAUAAUCAGAUUGGAAGCUCGUGGAGUGAAAGGGGCAAAAGGAAUCUGUUAAACACAUUGCACUAUCUGUUUGAGUCUCAGAAUCCUGCAGUUGCACAAGUCACAUUGGGAUCAGUACCAAGACUUACAUUUGGAGAUGCGGAUGCAAAGAAGGCAUUAUCACUCACACCAAUUGACUGUGCAGUGCUUUCGCACGCCAUUGGACUCUGUUGCACAAUAAACGAGCUUGAUCUUCGCAAUUGCUGCAUUCAAUACGAAGGGAUGCUGCGUCUUGAGGCGCUGAGAAACUCGCUACUGUUCUUCGUAAAAGCGAAGGAACUGGACCUACGUCAUAAUAAGCUGGGUGAUCGGGGAAUGAAACGACUGACUACGGCUCUGAACGACUCAGAUUGUCAAAUACAGGAACUGAGAGUAGAAGACAACGGCCUCACUGACUCUUGUGCCGAGGAUCUCGCCGCCGCUCUCUGUGCAACCCCCUCGCUGACUAAACUGAACUUGGGUGAGAACUACUUGGGGGACUCAGGAGUAAAAGUGUUGUCUAGAGCACUCAUGGAUUCCGAUUGUAAAAUACAGAAAUUGAGUCUGAACAACAACCAACUUACCGACUCCAGUGCACGAGAUAUUGCCUCCACUCUGAAUGCAAACAUUUCGCUGACGCAACUGGAUCUCGGUGAGAAUACGCUGGGAGAUUCGGGAGUAAAAAUGUUGUCUGUGGCUCUCAGAGAUUCGGACUGUAACAUCCAGGAGUUGGGUCUAAGUAGUAAUCACCUCACAGCAUCUUUCGCUCAUGCCCUGGCGUCUGCUCUCAGUUCAUUGACCGAACUGUCAGUGGGUGAUAAUAAACUGGGAGAUGCAGGGGUGCGAGUGCUGUCUGAAGCACUGAAGGACACAGAAUGUAACAUCCAGGAACUGCGAUUGAAUAAUAAUGGUCUCACGCAGUCCUGUGCCGAGGAUCUCGCAGCUGCCAUCAACACAAAUGACUCUCUGACGGGGUUGGACCUGAGUGAUAAUAAAUUGGGAGAUUCUGGAAUUAAAGCGUUGAAUGCAGCCCUGGUGAAUCCAGAAUGCAAAAUAGAGAAGCUAGGACUUGGCCGCAUUGUGCUCACUGAUUCGGUCUUCGAGGACUUCAUCAGCACUCUCGGUGCAGCUCGCGUAAUGAAGGAUGUCAGCCUGGAAACAAACUUGUCCUCAGACCUAUCUGGGCCAUCUUUCGGCACGAGCAAUGAACAGAAGUCUGGAAUGGAUGCAAUGGGUGUUUCUUCUGAUCUUUAGCUGAACGUAUAGAAGUGCGUUUUGUAUCUCAUUCAUACGCACCAUGACCAUAUUGCAGCGGGUCUCCAAUUUAACACUUUCACGGAUGUGAUCUAGCUUGAUGAAUAUCUGUGAUAUGCUUCAAAUUACGAUAGAAUUUAAACCUUCCUUUCAAAAUAGCAUAGAAGUAAAGAAGGUACUCCAAUUGCACCAUACAUCAGUGAACCAGCUCCGAGACAGCUACGUUUAGUUCACCGUGCCCUCCAUAAUGUUUG
Molecule: messenger RNA, 3027 nt
Organism: Amblyraja radiata (thorny skate)
Lineage: Eukaryota; Metazoa; Chordata; Chondrichthyes; Rajiformes; Rajidae
Product: NACHT, LRR and PYD domains-containing protein 3-like
Exons: 7
Coding region: 23-2773 (916 amino acids)
Cellular component (GO): cytoplasm
Molecular function (GO): protein binding
Source: RefSeq, a predicted model, not a curated record